AUGGAAAAAGUAGUUUUCUGGGAAAGAGGAAUAAUUGAUAGCGAUAUAUUAAAGUGUAAAAAUGCAGAUUUAGCGCUAGAUUUUUUUGUCCUAUAUCUUAUUGGAUUGUUCAAACGUUGCUAUAACCUACUCUCUAUUUGUUUUAGGGUGCCACAAGACGUUGUAUCAACUGGUGGGAAGUGCUUUGUUUUAAAAUGGGUCACAGAGGUGCAAUUGAAGGCCAUAAAAGAAAAAUCAAAAGAACCAGAGGCAGCGGAACCCGAACCUGAACCAACUACUGAAGUUCUUUUCCUUUGUAGUUAUGAAGGCUGUGGAAAGACAUUUAUUGAUGCUGGAGCUUUGAGGAAACAUUCUCACAUCCAUGGGGAGAGACAGUUUGUUUGCCACUAUGAGAAUUGUGGAAAGAAAUUUUUGGAUAGUUCAAAGCUAAAGAGACACUUUCUUAUUCAUACCGGAGCCAGAGAUUAUGUGUGCCCUCAUGAAGGCUGUGGUAAGGCAUUUUCCCUGGAUUUCAACUUAAGGUCACACAUGAAAACACAUUCACAAGAGAACUAUCAUAUCUGCCCGUAUCCCGAUUGUGGAAAGCGAUAUGCUCAUGAGUACAAACUAAAGAAUCACGUCCAGACUCAUCACGAAAAGGGCAUGGUAGAUGUGACAAAGUAUGCCCCACCUCCUCCGGAGAAGCCAUCCAAAACACCGAAAGCUGCUGCUGUGGCACAUGGCUCUGCAUCAUCUGACCGGCCUUAUGCUUGUCCUUAUGAUGGGUGUGAAAAGGCCUACAUCCAUGAAUACAAACUGAACCUUCAUUUGAGGAGAGAGCACCCUGGCCAUUUCCCAGAUGAAAAUGCUAAGAAUGCUCAAUCUAAUGUUGAUAAUGAGAUGGAUGAAGGCAGUGAUCAAGAUGCAUAUGGCGGAAAACGUGGAAACGGGAAAAUUCAGAAACAAAGCAGGCCGAAGCCAAACUUGAAGCUGCCUCCUUCAAAAGUUGCACAGCGCAAAGGCUCUAGUGCUUCUCCAACCAAGACGAAUACAUUGAAAAAACCAUGGCCUGUUAAAGAAGAAUUGUACGAGGAAGAAGAUAGUGAAGAAACGGAAGAGGACCCCGACAAUGUAGAGAAUGGGUGGACGUAUGGGGAGAAUAACGAGGACGACGAUGAAGAGACGGAGUACGAGGAUUAGGAUUAGGAUUUGAUCAUCGAACACUGUCCUCACUCCAUGUUUCCAUGUAAACUGAUUUUCUUCCUUCUGAAAAUGGAUGUGUUUAUAGCUUUUGGUACCAUAUUCUACUUGAAGCAUAUAGUUAUAUUUUCCAAGUAAAACUGUGCGUGUGUGUG
Molecule: messenger RNA, 1334 nt
Organism: Ilex paraguariensis (yerba mate)
Lineage: Eukaryota; Viridiplantae; Streptophyta; Magnoliopsida; Aquifoliales; Aquifoliaceae
Source: the annotation of a GenBank genome assembly